UUUGCGCACGACUGGCUCAUGUGAACUACAAUACUGUGUUUUAACGUUUAGAAACUAUCUAAUUAUCAUCGCUUUCGAAACAUAUGGACCUUGUCUUUCAUCAGCGAGAAAGAAUCCUUCAAAUAAAAAAGAUACACAUACUGUAGCAGUUUUGCACAGAUGGAUACAGCUAUGGGUACAUCCAUCUGACGAAACUACACUUCCGAGUUACACAAGUGUUCGGGGGACACUAACUUAGAUAGCUAAUUAGCACAGGUGGUCGCCUCUGGUCUUGUCAAUUUUCCUUAAACAACACAUAACACAUGGCCGUGUGGGAACACAAACAUUUUUCUUCAUGGUAUGUUUGAUAAGGUCCUAAUGAUUCAAAAACGGUUCUGCAAGCGUCGCGUGUUAAUGUAAAGAUUUGAGAGUCGGGGGUCUUAAAGUCCCCCGUACAGAAGUUGCCUUUGUCCAAGGACUCUUAUGUGUAAUGUAAUGGAACUGAGAGUCGUUAUCAAGGGCUAGAUAGAAACAGGCUGACAAUAUUUGUAGAAUCAAUAUUACUGCUAUGUAAUCACCCAGAGGUUCAUCUAGAUUUUUUUCAAGAAAUUGAGCAUACAGUCACAGAUGGAGGUAGGAAAGCUUUUUUUUCUUAGACGGAUUUAUCGAUAAGAAUAUUUGAUGCAAUUUGUGUGGCACUGUGAUACAUGUGCCACCUGUUGACAGAAGUUUGCAAUGCAGCUUGGUGCAGACACGUCAAUCCAUUGGUUGCAUUAUAUCACGUGUGUGAAUCGAAAGAUGGCGUCUCCAAAUGGAGGUGAUGAUUUUGAAUCAUCUCUGCUGAGUUUUGAGAAGCUGGAUAGAGCAUCUCCUGACCUAUGGCCAGAGCAAUUGCCAGGAGUUGCAGAUUUUGCUGCAUCAUGCAAAAAUCCAAUUACCAAUUCUCCGCCCAAAUGGAUGGCUGAACUGGAGAGUGAGGACAUUGAAAUGUUAAAAGAGCUGGGGAGCCUGACCACAGCCAACCUGAUGGAGAAGGUCAAAGGGCUACAGAACUUGGCCUACCAGCUGGGCCUUGAGGAGUCCAGGGAGAUGACCAGGGGAAAGUUCCUGAACAUCCUGGAGAGACCCAAAAAGUGAAGACCCAGGAUGUGUCUGCACAGAGAGUAAUACAACACCCAGACGACUGACUUUUGAGACAGAAGAGGAAUCAGACCUAUGCCUUUAUGUAUACACUCAUACUACUACCACCACCAUCAAGUCCCUGGAUUUGAAUAUUGACACUGGGGCUAAAUUCAUUCACUGCGGAAUUCCCCUCGAGUCAAAGGGCUGCAACACUAUUCACCCCCUGACCUGUACAUUUCUUUUGUCCUUUAUAAUGUUUUGAAAUGGUGAAUUACUUUCCUGUUUAGCUAGCUUGCAGGACUAUUUUGAAAUGUGUAUAUUCUGUAUUUAUUAUUUUUCUAUUUGGAGCAUUCUAAAAAAAAAAAAGUGCAAUUUGUUUAAUUCUUUAAAAAAUUGAAUAAAUUGCUCCCUCUUUUAGGCUAUAACAUUUUUAUUAAUUGUCCUUGUAAUUGGUAAUUACCCUCAGUGUGCAUCUAUGGAUACAAUUUCAUCUUUCAAUGGUUUAGGAUACAAUUAAAUUCACUUCAGAAACUGG
Oncorhynchus masou masou (cherry salmon) is the source of this 1636-nucleotide messenger RNA. Its product is annotated as protein lin-52 homolog. NCBI's taxonomy places the organism in Eukaryota, Metazoa, Chordata, Actinopteri, Salmoniformes, Salmonidae. The record is from RefSeq and is a predicted model, not a curated record. The coding region runs from base 715 to 1116 and encodes 133 amino acids. Gene Ontology annotation, biological process: regulation of DNA-templated transcription. Gene Ontology annotation, cellular component: DRM complex. The transcript has 6 exons.